GCCCCAUUCCCCUCUUUCAUCAAAGCUUGCAGCAUCGCUGCCUGCCUCCAUCAUACUCAAACUCGUCCCUGCUCCCAAUCCUGAGACUUUCAUCGAUCUUGUCUUCGCUGCCAUGCAACUCCCCUCUCCGGCGAUCCCGACGAGCCCAGCCUUGCGAAGUUUGGUGCCGAAUUGCGUGUGGUGAGGUUCAUUGAGAAUUGUGGGGGAAGCGUGGUGGCGUUUAGUUGCAGUGAGUCUAGUAAUCUCGGGUAGUGGUGGCUUGAUUGAAAUAGGAUCGUGGGUUGAAGGAUCUUAAGUGGAGUGGAACAAAUAUGUUGUUUCGACUUGGUGAUGGGGUGUAUCUGACGAAGGUCAAGGGAUUGCGGAAGUGCUAGUGUGGGAGGGGAUAAUCAGUGUAGUGGUUGGAAAAUUUGCGUGGUAGUACCGUCGUUUUGUUCAUUCAUUUUUGUUUUCUUCCUCGAUGAUAUGCAGCGUGCAUUCAUUUCAGAAGGAGUGCAAGGCAGGGCGUGCUAUUUUGGUUUUUAGGAUUUUGUGCCGGGGAUUCUUUAAUGCAAGUGAGAGAGCUGUGCAUUUGCUGUGAGGUUUUGAGGAUUAGAAGUGUCUGAAGUGCUAGGGAGAGAUUUCCGCUGCAUGUCUGUGUCAAAGAGAGAUUGGAGCUGUCAGUGAAGAUCAAAACGGCGCAGCUCUGUUUUUGAAGGGAGUUGUGAGUAGUGUAUCCUGUUCACACUGCGAGAAAUUUGUUAGUUGAAUCAUGCUGUGAUUUAGCAUGAAAAUGCGAGUUGAUCUCCAGUUUCAUCGUAGAAUACUGGUCUGUAGUACCCCUGCAUAGACGACUUUGAAUGCGAGGAGGAAUUUGGCUCUCUCUUUCAGCAAAAUAAAGCUUGCGGGUUCGUCUUGUCGUGGCGGCCCGCUAGAGCUUCCGACUGCACAAGGCGCUUCAGUGAGUGGACAUCGUCGUCGGGCCAUCAGAACGAGCAGAGUCGUGCACAGGAGGCUAGUUUGGUGAGUGGGAAAGAAACUUAUCAAGCAGUCCAGACAGGUCUCUCCUGUUAGCGCUGCUCCUGCUUAUGUAGACAGUUUAAUAGUCUUCUAUAGAAAGCCUUCUUGGGAUUGGUGUAUUAGUGCCGGCACGUUCUCUUAAUAUGAUCAAUCACUAAAAGGCGGACUUCUCUUGAGAUUUUUUUUUUUUUUUCAUUGUUCUGAUUCUUGUUGAAGAGGAUCACAUUGUACCCCUUUGAGUCUACAUCGAAUAGACUACAGCUGCACCUGGUUUCUCGCAUUGCUUAGCUGUGCGUUGAAUAGUUGGUGUUAACCUACAGUGGAGUUCCUCGCUCACGUAGUCUAUGGAAGUCCGGAUUCUUAGACCAAUGAAGGGAUUGAUAUAAUCUCCAACCCAGGUUAAUAAACUAGAGAAUUUCCUUCAAAGGAUUUAGGCUUCAGUAGUCCAUUCCCAGUUCGGUAGUCUGUGGUCCAUGAGCAAGCUGUAAGAAAUUUUUAAGUGCGUUUGGAGGUUUUCGUUUUGGAAGGAGAUAUAAGAGGGGCUGAUAACUUUCAGCUUGUGAAGGUACUCAUUAUCUCCCUCGUUUAGCUUAAGCCUGAACAGAUCUCUUCUCCCGCUACGAUCCCCGAGAAUUUGUUCCUUCAGCAAGCAGAUUCUGCUGUUCUAGUCAAGUCCUUUGUUAAUCAAACCGGCCGGACAAACGUUCUCAAAAUGAUUAACGGCCAUGACAUAUACAAUGUUCUCAGUGCCAUGGUACCUUUAUACGUGGCGAUGAUGUUGGCCUACGGCUCUGUGAAGUGGUGGGGGAUUUUGACACCACAGCAAUGUGGCGGAAUCAACAGAUUUGUGUCCAUUUUCGCCGUCCCCCUUCUAUCCUUCCAGUUCAUCUCCGGAAACAACCCAUACGCGAUGAAUUUCAAAUUCAUUGCAGCCGAUGCGGUGUCCAAGGUGCUUGUUCUCCUAUGCUUGGGUCUCUGGGCACGAUAUGCCAAGCGGGGAAGUCUGGAAUGGAUGAUAACAUUGUUUGUGCUGAUCACAAUACCCAAUACCCUGGUGAUGGGAACCCCUCUGUUGGCAGCUAUGUAUGGAGCUGGGCCAGGCGAUCUCACCGUCCAAGCAGUCGUCCUGCAGUGUAUAAUCUGGUACACUCUCUUACUUGUAAUGUACGAGUAUCGGGCUGCAAAGAUUCUAAUCAUGCAGCAGUUCCCAGAAAACGCUGCAUCUAUCGUCUCCUUCAAGGUGGACUCAGACGUGAUGUCCCUGGAUGGGCGGGAGCCAGUGCUCACGGAAGCUGAAAUAGGCGAUGAUGGCAAACUGCACGUCAAGGUUCGAAGGUCUGUGUCAUCUAGGUCGCAGGGUAUGCACUCAGCGCACCACUCCAUGCCUUCUUCAAAGGCACUAACGCCCCGCCCUUCCAACCUUACUGGUGCAGAAAUCUACUCCAUGCAUUCCUCAGUGAAUCUUACGCCACGAGAUUCGAGUUUUAACCAGGGCGAAUUCCACUCCAUGAUGUCGCAGCGAAGCCCUCAUCGUCAGUCGAAUUUUGACACUUCGGAUGUCUACUCCUUGCAAUCAUCUCGAGGUCCCACACCAAGAUCUUCCAAUUUCAACGAGGAAAACUCGAAGGAUAUACACACGCAUCACCGAGGAUUGAACAUGAAUUCCCCUCGGUUCGCCCCACCUUUGUAUCGGAACGGAAUGGGGGCUAGGAUGUUCACGCCCCGACCUGGCCUUGGAGGGAUAGGAGUACCUGGCACCGAUUGCACAGGACAUGGGACUCUAAGCACUUUGGGUGCCCCGGGAAUGGGCCCUGAUGGUCGCACCAUUUAUCCAGGAAGCCAAACAGCCAUCAACAUUCUUACUCUUGGAGGUGCUGCAAACGUCAACGCAACUGCUCCCUCAACUGCUGUCAACACUCAGAUUGUUAACCCAGUGUAUUCACCACAGGCGUCACAAAUCGCGAAGAAGGUGAAGGAUCCAAAAGCCUCUCCAAGGGCGGACGAGGAUGCCAAGGAACUUCACAUGUUUGUGUGGAGCGCGAAUGCAUCCCCCGUCUCUGAAGCUGGUUUGCACGUCUUUGGAGGAAAUGAUACCUCUGCUAAUCUUCAGCAAAGAUUUGACCCAAAAGAAGUGCGCAUGCUUGUACAUCCACAGUUGGACCGUGGCCUUGCUGCAGCAAGCCCUAGAACGUAUGAUGAAUACACUCGAGAGGACUUCAGCUUUGGAAACAGAAACGAUUUGAAAUUGGAGGAUCUUGACAAGGAUGGACCUCGGUUGGACAAGUUUGGUUCGACGUCGACUGCUGAAUUGACACCGAAACUGGCAGAGGACGAAGCGAAGAAAAGCAUGCCACCUUCUGCUGUGAUGAUUAAGCUAAUUGCGGUCAUGACCUUCAGAAAACUUGUUUGGAAUCCAAAUACUUACUCCAGUUUACUCGGGGUUAUCUGGUCAUUGGUUGCAAAUAGGUGGCACCUCUCUAUGCCGCUGAUCCUUUACAAGUCUGUGCACAUUCUUUCAGAUGCAGGUCUUGGGAUGGCAAUGUUUAGCCUCGGUCUAUUCAUGGGAUUGGGCGAUCGUAUAAUUGUGUGCGGGACGAAAAUGGCAGUGUUUGGGAUGGCUCUGCGAUUCCUGGCAGGCCCAGCUGUAUUUGCUGCAGCCUCUUAUUUAGUGGGCCUCCGUGGCGUGCCGCUCAAGGUUUCCAUAGUGCAGGCUGCGUUACCACAGGGCAUUGUACCAUUUGUGUUUGCAAAGGAGUAUGGUGUGCAUCCAGAGAUACUAAGCACUGCGGUGAUCUUUGGAAUGCUUAUUGCAUUGCCAAUUACGAUGGUAUACUACAUAUUACUUGGUCUGUGAUUGGCUGGCAAGUGCUAUUUUGUUCGGCUACAGGAUGUCUCCAGCACUUCGUUGAAGCCUCAAUGCGGCUUCGCCACUUUUUGAGUACUCAAUUUUACAUGAGCACUUGCGGUGCCUAACCCCCUUAAGGUGCAGGGCUCGGCUAGUUUUACCUUAAUCCGAUUUGAUAGGCCUUUUAGAUAGUACUCAAAUCUGCCAGAAACUGAACAUACAGCAACAAGUUCUUGUGUACUUUAUAGAAACCCUUGCAACCUCAAGGGUAAGAAGAGCUGCUUAAUCGAUGUUCAGCAUUCAGGUGUAGAGCCAAGUCUGCUCCAUUGCGGUGAUGCACGUCCUCAUCAAACUGGUCUCCGAAGUGCAGGGAAUGCGUAACAAAAGAUGAGGGAUGGAGGCAUAGAAAAAUACUUGUGUAAGAUGAUAGCCUUUGUUGCCAAGAUCAUGCCUGUAGUGGGGCGUGCCCCUUGUGUCUUUCACUAUCCAUUACUCUGGAUACUAAACAAAAAUAAAAAUUUAACUUCAGAAAUUUCGACCCUCAAA
Molecule: messenger RNA, 4390 nt
Organism: Physcomitrium patens
Lineage: Eukaryota; Viridiplantae; Streptophyta; Bryopsida; Funariales; Funariaceae
Product: putative auxin efflux carrier component 1b
Biological process (GO): auxin export across the plasma membrane; auxin polar transport
Cellular component (GO): plasma membrane; endoplasmic reticulum
Molecular function (GO): auxin efflux transmembrane transporter activity
Source: RefSeq, a predicted model, not a curated record